AUGAAUAAUUCAUUAUUUAAAUCGGUAUUUAAUAAUAAAGUAUUGAAUAAAUUAAUAUUUAAUAAAGUUAAUUUCAUAUUGUCUAGACUUACACAGUCAAAUCAGAAAUUAUAUAAAUGGCAAGAAAUCAUUGAAGAUCCGUAUAUCUUGGCAUCACACGGCUAUUUCAAUGAGAUUAAAGCUUGUCUUUCCAAUAGAAUCAAACAUGUUCGACUCAACUAUAUUAGGCUUUUCGAACGUGUAAUCAGAGGUGGAAAUCUAGAGAUAUUCAAAUAUAUUUUAGAAUACUUUCGAAUCGAUCGAAGAUUGAAAAUUGGACUUGGUGAUGCUAUGCUCAAAACUCUGUUGAUCACCGCAUCGAGAAUUGGUAGACUGGAAAUCAUUCAGUAUCUAUUCGAGAGAUUCGCCAAUUACAAAUGGGAUUUCGUUAGAGCUAUCAACGAUGUACCGCAAUCAAAUGAUCUAGACCUAUUGAAAAUGUUGGUAGACAAACUGGAAGCAAGUGAUCCGAAUGAGUUUGACGAUCGCUUCGAUGAUCGUAGUUUGCGAGAAGCAUUCAAUAACGCUGCAUUCGCUGGCAAUAUCGAAAUCUUCAAAUGGUUGUUGAACUAUAGACCGAAAGAUUUCCAAGGUUCCAUGGUAUUUGGAUAUGCAAUUGCAGGUAACCAACUCGAAUUCCUAAGAUACUUGUUUGAAAAUCAUAAAGAUCAUUACGAAAAUGGAUCAAACUAUUUGUUGUCAGCGAUGGAGUGUGAAGAUACCUUUGAAAUCUUUGAAUUGUUGAUGCAACAUACAGAGUUUCAUAUGAAUCAAUCAUAUUAUCCAGCAUAUUUCGGAAAUCUCAAAGUUUUGAAAUAUUUACAUUCAAAAUCUUUAUUGAAAUGCACUCAUUACGAGAUGGAUAAAGCAGCUAUUUUCGGAUACAUGGAUAUGUUGAAAUGGUUGGAUGAGAAUUUUAAAGCAGGAUGCUCCACCGCAGCCAUGGAUGAAGCAGCACAAAGAAAUCAGCUGGAAGCAGUUAAAUGGCUACAUGAGAAUCGAACUGAAGGUUGUACAAAGGAAGCAAUGGAUGGUGCUUUGAAAUCCGGACAUUUAGAAAUGGCGAAAUGGUUGCUAAAGAAUCGAACUGAAGGUCAUUCAUUUUCUAUUACAUCAGAUAUUGCUUUGACUGGAAAUCGCCAAGUACUUGAAUGGUUUAUUGAGAAUACAAAUCACAAACCAUUGGAGAAAGAUCCAACUAUUCUCAGGAAAGUGGUUGCCAAAGGACACCUCGAAAUCGUGAAAUAUUUACACGAGAGAAAUGGUGAAGACAACAUAUUCUAUUUUACAUCAGAGAUAAUGAAUAUAGCUGCUUCUCAAGGACACAUGCAUCUCAUACAAUGGUUGCAUCAUAAUCGAACUGAAGGAUGUACUGAAGAUAUAUUAGCGUUAAAUGAGAAUAUCUAUAAAGAAGAUUACACUACUAUGGUUCAAUGGAUAUUGGAAAAUAAAAGUCAAGUUGAUAUUCAUUCGAUUAGAACCGAAGACUAUAUCUCUCAUCUAAUUCAAUUGAAUCAAUUUGAACUUCUAGAAUGGUGGUUAAAUAAGUUAGAAUUAUCAAAAGAUCAACUUAUUGAAACCAAAAGACAAUUGUAUAGUAAAUAUCCACUAUCAUUUGAUUCAUUGGAUUUAUUGGAUCAAUAUAUUAAUAAAUAA
This is a messenger RNA of Heterostelium album PN500, 1695 nucleotides long. RefSeq lists its product as uncharacterized. NCBI's taxonomy places the organism in Eukaryota, Evosea, Eumycetozoa, Acytosteliales, Acytosteliaceae. The coding region runs from base 1 to 1695 and encodes 564 amino acids. The transcript has a single exon. Gene Ontology annotation, molecular function: protein binding. The record is from RefSeq and is a predicted model, not a curated record.